This is a messenger RNA of Pipistrellus nathusii (Nathusius's pipistrelle), 3285 nucleotides long. The record is from the annotation of a GenBank genome assembly. NCBI's taxonomy places the organism in Eukaryota, Metazoa, Chordata, Mammalia, Chiroptera, Vespertilionidae.
AUGAGCUUAGAGAACGAGGAGAUGCGCGCUCGCACCAGAUCCAAGGCCCUGCGAGCACCCCUGGAGCCCACCGGUGCCGAGCUCAGCUGCCCCACGCCGGGAUGCUCGGGCUCAGGGCACACCCGCGGCAAGUACUCCAGGCACCGGAGUUUGCAGAGCUGCCCUCUGGCCAAGAAGAGGAAGCUGGAGGGCCCCGAGGCCCAGCACCUGGUGUCCACACGGAAGUCACCCCCCUUGAAGCUGGCUCUGGGUGAGGGCUACGGCGCGGACAGCGACGGCAGCGAGGACGCCGAGGUGAAGGACGCCUCUGUGUCAGAGGAAUCGGAAGGAGCUCUGGAGGAGGCCGAGGCCGAGAUGUCAGGACAGGAGGAGGCUCGGCACCCCCCACCAGCUGAAGGAAGGAGCCCCGUCCAGUCUCAUUUCGGCUCCAAUCCCAUCGGCACCGCCACGGGCUCCUCCAAAGGCAGCUACAGCAGCUUCCAGGAGGUCAUUGCCACUUCCCUCCUAGACCUGGGCCACGUCUCCAAGGAGCCCCUGGUCAGGGAGGGCUCCGGCCAGCAGGCCGCGCCGGGCCCCGGGGGCCUGCUCCUGGUGCAGGAGGCAGCAGGAGGGGAGAAGGACAUCGAGGAGGUCAUUGAAGUCACCAGUGAGUGCGCUCAGGGGCCGGGGCCCCAGUUCCCCGAGGGUGUGGCCAGCGAGGAGCUCUGCCAGCAGACAGUCUCUGAGGGCCAAGAGGAGGGGGAAGCUGAAGAAGAGGAGGAAGAGGAAGAAGAGGAGGAGGAGGAGGAGACCGAGGACGGGGAGGAUGAAGAGGACGAGGAGGUCACUCCUGAUGUGACCUGCCGGAAGAGCACCCCUCGUUCCCCCCCAGAACAGGCCCCUGGGCCCCCCUGCCGCAAACCAGAGUACUCGGUCUUGGUGGAGCUGCGGUCUGAGGACGGCAAGGAUGAGGACUCCAACUCCCAGAAGUCCGCGGUCACAGACGAGUCCGAGAUGCACGACGUGAUGACACGGGGGAACCUGGGCCUCCUGGAGCAGGCCAUCGCCCUGAAAGCCGAGCAGGUGCGGGCGGCGUGCGAGCCCGCAGAGCCGGGCCUGGGCGAGCCGGCGAAGGUGGCCAGGCCUCUGGAUGCGGUGCGGAAGACCUACUGCAGCAAAGAUUCCUCAAGAGCAGAGAAACGUGAGAUCAAGUGCCCAACCCCGGGCUGUGACGGCACUGGGCACGUGACAGGGCUGUACCCGCACCACCGCAGCCUGUCCGGAUGCCCCCACAAGGACAGGAUCCCUCCAGAGAUCUUGGCCAUGCACGAGAACGUGCUCAAGUGCCCCACCCCUGGCUGCACGGGCCAGGGCCACGUGAACAGCAACCGGAACACACACAGAAGUUUGUCUGGGUGUCCCAUUGCUGCUGCAGAAAAGUUAGCCAAAUCUCACGAGAAGCAACAGCCGCAGACAGGAGAUCCUUCCAAGUUGGACUCCAACUCAGAGCGGAUUCUCAGACCCAUGUGCUUCGUGAAGCAGCUCGAGGUCCCUCCAUAUGGAAGCUACCGGCCCAGUGUGGCCCCUUCCACGCCCAGGGCCAACCUGGCCAAGGAGCUGGAGAAGUUCUCCAAGGUCACCUUUGACUACGCAAGUUUUGAUGCUCAGGUUUUUGGCAAACGCAUGCUUGCCCCAAAGAUUCAGACCAGCGAAACCUCACCUAAAGCCUUUAAAUCCAAACCUUCCCCAGGGCCUCCUCCCACACAGCUCCUGCUCUCCACCCUCUCUGCAGGCUUCGACUACUCGCAUGACGCGGAGGCUGCGCACAUGGCCGCCACCGCCAUCCUGAACCUCUCCACACGCUGCUGGGAAAGGCCCGAGAACCUCAGCACGAAGCCACAGGAAGCGCCUGGCAAGGCGGUGGCCAUCGAGGUGGAUGAGCACGGGACGCUGGACCUGAGCAUGCGCAGGCACCGCAGGCGGGAGGGCGCAUUCCCGGGCGGCGGCGGCCCCGGGGGGAAGGCUCCCGAGGCCUCCCAGCACCAGAGCAGCACCAGCGCCCCCGGCAGCUCCAUGACGCCCCAGUCCAGCCAGGCCUCCCACCAGGAUGAAUGGGACCGGCCUCUGGACUACACCAAGCCCAGCCGCCAGCGAGAGGAGGAGCCUGAGGAGUCAGAGCCAGCAGCCCCUUCUUUUGCUUCUUCUGAAGCAGAUGACCAGGAAGUGUCUGAAGAGAAUUUUGAGGAGCGGAAGUACCCUGGGGAUGUCACCCUGACCAAUUUUAAGCUGAAGUUUCUCUCCAAGGACAUAAAGAAGGAGCUGCUCACCUGUCCCACCCCAGGCUGUGACGGCAGCGGCCACAUCACCGGGAACUAUGCCUCCCACCGCAGCCUCUCUGGUUGCCCUCUUGCUGACAAGAGCCUCAGAAACCUCAUGGCUGCUCAUUCUGCUGACCUCAAGUGCCCCACCCCUGGCUGCGACGGCUCUGGCCACAUCACAGGGAACUACGCUUCGCACCGCAGCUUAUCAGGCUGCCCUCGCGCCAAGAAGAGCGGAGCCAAGCCGACGCCGACGAAGGACGACAAGGAAGACCCCGAGCUGAUGAAGUGCCCAGUUCCAGGCUGCGUGGGGCUCGGCCACGUCAGCGGCAAGUAUGCCUCCCACCGAAGCGCGUCGGGCUGCCCGCUGGCUGCCCGCAGGCAGAAGGAGGGCUCCCUCAAUGGCCCCUCGUUCUGGAAGUCCCCAAGGAACGAGGGGCCCACCUGCCCCACUCCGGGCUGCGACGGCUCGGGCCACGCCAACGGGGGCUUCCUCACCCACCGGAGUCUGUCCGGCUGUCCCAGAGCAAGCUUUGCUGGAAAGAAGGGAAAACUCUCAGGGGAUGAUGUUCUUGGCACGAAGUUUAAGACUAGUGAUGUGCUGGAGAACGACGAGGAGAUCAAGCAGCUGAACCAGGAGAUUCGAGACCUGAACGAGUCCAACUCAGAGAUGGAGGCCGCCAUGGUGCAGCUGCAGUCCCAGAUCUCCUCCAUGGAGAAGAGCCUUCGGACCAUCGAGCAGGAGAACAAGCUCAUCGAGGAGCAGAACGAAGCCCUGUUCCUGGAGCUGUCGGGCCUGAGCCAGGCCCUCAUCCAAAGUCUCGCCAACAUCCGCCUUCCGCACAUGGAGCCAAUAUGUGAACAGAAUUUCGACGCCUACGUGAGCACCCUCACCAACAUGUGCUCCAGCCGGGAGAGCUACCAGAACCCCGAGCACAGGGCCCUCCUGGAGAGCAUCAAGCAGGCCGUGCGGGGCAUCCAGGUCUAG